Messenger RNA from Oldenlandia corymbosa var. corymbosa, 1917 nucleotides. Lineage: Eukaryota; Viridiplantae; Streptophyta; Magnoliopsida; Gentianales; Rubiaceae. The record is from the annotation of a GenBank genome assembly.
GGAGUACCAUAUAUUUAUAGACUAGUUGGUUCAAGAAGGAAUUUUAUGAUUUGUGAAGAACUUCAGAAACCAUCUUAGACACACAUAUAUACAUAUCCUCGUUGUCAUCCUCGUACCAUUUGCCUUUUGAUUCACUACUCACAGACAAAAAACAAUUUCAAACGAAAACACACACAGGCAGAGUGAUAAAGAGAGAUAUGUUGUGGUGGCUCCAAACAAACCUCCACCCAAGCAGACCAGUAGGCGUACGAUCGAGCUAGUACUACUAUUUCCUGCAACUCCUCCCUGGCUCCCCCCUCUCUCUUUGGUGUUGUGUGUUUGUGUGUGCGGUUCUCUCUCACACAGUCACACAGUGACACGCAUACAUACUAGUAAUACAGAGAAAGGAGAGGACUGAUUGACUGUCCCAUGAUUUCCGUAUUUUUUGAUGCACAUACAUAUACGCCACUGCUUCACAUUCACCAUUUCAGUUUCACUCAUCAUCUUCUUCGUCAUCAAUUCUUCGUUUUUACUCCCGAAUUUCCUUCCUUAUGAUCAGAAAACUCCCCCCGUUUUACCCCACCAUUCCAACUGAUUCUUCUAUUAGGACUCCUCCACAACUCUCCUCCCUUCUCCCUCUCUAUAAAUUCCGAAACCUUCCAUUUCCUUCUUCCUCUUCAUCAUCAUCAUUGUCAUCCCCAUCAUCCUCUCCCAGAACCCAGAUGGCAGCCACACACAACGCCGCCCCCGCCACCGCCGUCGCAACCGCUGCUCGCCGCCGCCGCAAGAUGAAGAAGCUGGUGGUCGUGAUGGGCCCGACUGGUUCAGGAAAAUCCAAGCUUUCCAUUGACUUGGCCACCCGAUUCUUCCCAAACUCCGAGAUAAUCAACUCCGACAAAAUCCAAGUCUACCGUGGGCUGGACAUCACGACCAACAAAAUCUCAAUGCACGACCGCCGGGGCGUCCCGCAUCACUUUCUCGGCGUGUUUGACCCGGAUAUUGACUUCACCCCUUCCGACUUCCGUUCACUGGCCCCCAAAACCAUUGCCCAGAUCAUUUCUAGAAGGAACGUCCCCUUCGUCGUCGGCGGGUCCAACUCGUUCAUUCAUUCCCUCCUGGCCAAAGACUUCAAUCCGGACAUUGACGUUUUCGAGGAGUCCGGCCCGGUUGACUCCAUCUCAUCGGAGCUCCGGUACGAGUGCUGUUUCAUCUGGGUCGACGUCUCGCCGCCGGUCCUGAACCAGUACCUGGACGACCGGGUCGACGACAUGCUGGACUCGGGUAUGUUCGAGGAGCUGUCGGAGUAUUUCGCGGCGGAGGGAUUCUCCGGGUCGUCGGAACCGGACUCGGAGUCGGUGAGCCGGACCGGGUUGAGGAAGGCCAUUGGAGUGCCGGAGUUCGAGCGGUAUUUCAAAAAGCACGGAGGCCGUUGUGGGGAAUCAUCGGAGGGUGAUGACGUGGAGGAGAGAAUGUCGUAUGAGGGAGCGGUGAAGGCGAUCAAGGACAACACGUGUAAGCUGGCGAAGCGUCAAGUGGGGAAGAUCCUACGGCUGAGGGACGCGGGGUGGGACCUACAGAGGGUGGAUGCCACGGAGGCGUUCCGGGCCGCCAUGGUGACGUCAAAAGCCGGGAAGAGGGCGACGGAGAUAUGGGAGAAAACGGUGGUGGAACCAAGCGUGAAGAUUGUGAGCCGGUUCUUGAUGGAGUGAGUAGGUUUCACAGCUGUCUCCAGCAUACUUCUUUCAUCUACUCCUCACUCACUCGCCCCCGGCCAUUUCUCUCUCUCUCUCUCUCUCAUCACUCUUACCAUUUCUUUCAUUUUUUUUUUCUCUGUUUUCUUUUCUUUUCUUUUUCUCUUUUUUUUUCCUGUAAAAGUUUUGGGGGUUUAUUUCUUUUGGGGUCUUGGGCGACCAAUUUUGACGUUUUUUUAUAAAUAUU